GUCCAUGCCGGGGGCACUAGGGAGGGCGCCGUAGAGCAGGGCACUGUGGGGCGAGGUGGUUGGGCCCCAGGUCGGGUCUGGUGCGGGAGUGCUCAGGGUAGGAGCUGGGUGCUAGGGACAGGGCUGUGGAUCCACCCAGCAGCUCCUGCCCUGGGCCAGCGCCUCCCAAGCCCAGUGGGCCGGUACAGAGCAGCUCCUGCGGGCAGAGGAGACCCAGCUGCCCUGUCACCCCGGAGGGUCCCUGCUGGAUGGGGCUGAGGGCAGGUCCCGCGAGUGGAUGGGGAUGGAGCCCGUGGAGCCGGACUACCAGAAGCAAUUCCAGGCCGCUGUUAGAGUCAUUCAGGGCCUGCCUAAAAACGGGUCCUACCGCCCUCCCUACGAGGUGAUGCUACGGUUCUACAGCUACUACAAGCAGGCGACAGUGGGCAGCUGUGAGAUCCCCCGGCCUGGAUUCUGGGAUCCCAUCGGCCGGUAUAAGUGGGACGCAUGGAACAGGCUGGGGAAGAUGUCCAAAGAGGAGGCCAUGGCAGCGUAUAUCUCGGAGAUGAAGAAGGUAGCCCAGAAGGUCAUUGACACGAUCCCGGCGGGCGAGAUGUCUGAGGACGUGUUUGGGUUCUUCGAGCCUCUCUAUGAGGUGAUACACGACAUGCCCCGGCCCCCCGAGUCCUUCUUCAAGAAGAAGGCUGGCGCCGGGCCGGGCCAGGCCGACGAAGCCCCUGAGAGCAGCAAAGUGCCCAGUGACUCGGAAAGCGACGUUUACAGCGACACCCUGGAGCAGAUGGAGCCUGGUCAGGCUGGUCAGCGCGUGGCCGGGCAGAGCCUUUCCCUGAGCAGUCCUCACACAGCCGGCCUGCGCGCCGACGCCGGGCCUGAGUCCCCGGCCCGAGGGGGGGGAGAGCUGGGCGAAGGCGGAGAACCAGUCGGGCGGAGCAGCGAUGGCCCCAGGCCCCUCGGCACAGAGAGAGAGCUGCAGGCUGCCCCGGGAGCCAGGGGCUGUCCUGAUGCUGACCAGGGGGACACAGCGAGCGCAGGGCUCCGGCCGGAGCUGGAUAUGCAGCUGCUUGGCACCGUCCGCGCCCUGCAGGACAACAUGCGGAGCGUCUUGAAGAGGCUGAGCCACCUGGAAACGCUGAGCACCGCGCAGGGGCACGAGUCUGGGUCCGGCCCUCGCCCCCCGCCGGCCGCGCUCGGCACGCAGAAGCCGUCCCGCUGGCCGCUGGAGGUCUCUGCUCGCACCCUGCUGUUCCUCCUCGCCUGGCCCUUCGUCGUCCAGUGGCUGCUGCGGCGUUUCCAGCGCAGGAAAAGGGGAUUGUUCCCUGUCUGAACGCGCAGCACUGAGCGGAAACCCCAGGAACGCGCUGCCUGGUUGGAACUUGCAGCUCAGCCAUCGGGACUCAGCACCCAGCAGACCCGCAAUGGGUAACGAAAGUGGUUCUCCUCCCAGGAGCUGGGAAAGGAGAACAAUCCAGGCGGCGCUCGCUGGGGGAGCGACGCGCUGUCCCCCCGGUGCCAGGGACAGCUCCUCUGAAGGACAAACCACUCCAGAAGUGUGGCAAGGAGCGAUCGGAUUCAGCACUAACUCAGCAAGCCCAGCGCCGUCAGCACGGUCGGGGGGACCCCAGCCUUGGUCUGGCCCAGCCUGUUCUCCUCUGAGAUGCCAUUUCACUUGCGGGAGGACAGGGGGACACUCAUGUGAGACCCGCCAGCAGGCUCCUGUCUCUCCCCACUCGCACCUCAGGUGACCUGCACCACAACAGUGGCAGCAGAUAAACGCCCCAUUAAAGAAAAACAGCUUUUC
Molecule: messenger RNA, 1798 nt
Organism: Mauremys mutica (yellowpond turtle)
Lineage: Eukaryota; Metazoa; Chordata; Testudines; Geoemydidae
Gene: ACBD4
Product: acyl-CoA binding domain containing 4
Exons: 10
Coding region: 278-1324 (348 amino acids)
Biological process (GO): fatty acid metabolic process
Molecular function (GO): fatty-acyl-CoA binding
Source: RefSeq, a predicted model, not a curated record